This is a messenger RNA of Siniperca chuatsi (mandarin fish), 8151 nucleotides long. RefSeq names its product ninein (GSK3B interacting protein) (gene nin). Gene Ontology annotation, biological process: centrosome-templated microtubule nucleation; microtubule anchoring at centrosome; centrosome localization. The record is from RefSeq and is a predicted model, not a curated record. Bases 20 to 7279 code for a protein of 2419 amino acids. Lineage: Eukaryota; Metazoa; Chordata; Actinopteri; Centrarchiformes; Sinipercidae. Gene Ontology annotation, molecular function: calcium ion binding. Gene Ontology annotation, cellular component: centrosome; centriole; mitotic spindle pole. The transcript is spliced from 29 exons.
GCCAAAGCCUCCACCACAAAUGACGCCGGUGCAGUGUGUUGGUAGCUCAGUCGCUCAGCGGCACUCUCAGAUGAAGGUACGGUUAGGAACACAUGCUGUUGAGAUAGAUGUUUCCACCCUGUUUGGCAGGGUGCUGUCCUGUGGGAUGGAUGACACCCAAGAGCAGGACCACUACGAGGAGCGCCUAAAAGAAGUUUUUAACAGUUUUGACGCCAGCGGCUCUGGCUCACUGUGCCCGGAGGAACUCUCUGACCUCUGCCAGUCCCUGCACCUGGAUGAUGCCACACCAGCUCUUCUCCGUACACUGCUUCAGAACCAGGACCGCCUCACUUCCAGGGUUGACUUUGACCAAUUCAAGAAUGCACUGAUUCUGGUAUUGUCAUCAACUGUUGAGCCACCACAAGCAGAACAGGAGACCUUGUCAAAACCAGAUUCUCCUGAGAUCCAACCAAAGUUUGUGAAGGGUAGUAAACGCUAUGGCCGCCGCUCAACACCAGAGUUCAUGGAGGCUAUUUCAGACUUGUCUGAAGUUAGAAAUGCAAACCCGGUGGAGGAGGAGGAUCUGGAGGACAACUAUGACUCAGCUGUUCCCAGGAAGCGUGAGCGCUGGAAUGCUCACGAAACAAGCACAGAGGAGUAUGAGGCAGAAGGCCAGAUGCAUUUCUGGAACCCGGAUGAGCCAAGCACCCCUCGGGGAUCCCUCAUUCCUCUGUCGACCUGUUUAGAGGAGAGACUGCGUGAAGCCUGUGACGAACUGGCAAUAUCAUGGGACGGAUGUGCCGGUCACACUGAACUGCUUGCUCUCUGUGAACACCUGGGCCUGGAGAUAAAUGUGGAUGUGCUCCAGAGUCUAACCAGCGAUGGAGUGAUGAAUGUUCAGGAGUUUGUUUCCAGGGCUGUAAACAACAAACCCCCCACACCGUCCGCCUCCACACCCUACAGACAGCUUAAACGACACCACUCCACUCAGCCCUUUGAUGAGGGAGGCCGUAGGAUAGCCACUCCUUCUGCCCUGACCAGCACCAUCGGCAUGCGUCUCUUCUCCACCCUUGAUGAUGGUACCGGUUUCACUCCAGUCGAAUACAUCCUGGAUGCCUGGAUGGAUGAGGGAAUAGAAAACAGCACUGAGAUCCUGCAGGCUUUGAAUUUCAGCCUAGAUGGAAAAUUGAGUCUUAGUGAUCUCACCAUGGCACUUGAAAAUGAGCUACUCGUUACUAAGAAUGGGAUUCACCAAGCGGCACUGGCGAGCUUCAGAGCUGAGAUCAGAUAUCUCCUAGAGCGUGUAGACCGAGAACUCAGGGAGAAAGAGAAAAUCCAAUCUGACCUGGAAAAAGCAGAGAAACUAAAAACUCAGCUCGCCACUGAGGUGGAUGAGCAUCACUCUGCGAUAGAGCACACGCAUAACCUCAAUCUCAGGAAGCUUGAACAGGACCACAAAGAGAAGCUAGCAGCAGUACGAUCAGAGCUGAUGAAGGAGAUGGACCAGAUCCAGCAGCAGGCCGGCCUGCAGCGUGAGGAACUGGAAGCAGAGGUCAGGAAGAUCAGGGAGGAUGAAUCUUUUCUCAGAGACCACCUCUCCAUCUCUGUGAAGGAAAACCGACGUCUUGAAAUGGAGUUGCUGGACAGUGCCGAAAAACUUGUGGAGGCACAAAGCCAAAUUACAAAACUCCAGACAAGUUUGGACAACGUUAUGAAAGAAAGGUUUGGAGGCCUGGACCCUGGCAGUGCAGACUUCUUCCUCCAAGAGGAACGUAUUAAAGAACUACGCAGCAGCUACGAAGCUCAGUGCAGGGAACUGCAGGAUCGUAUUGACGAGCUGCAGUCAGAGUUGCAGGAGUUCCACAGUCUUGGACGAGUUCAUCAGCCCUGCCACAAACCUCUCUCUGAAGAGCUGGAGAGUAAAAGCCCUGGCAUGGAGUCUGAUCCAGGUAUCGGUUCAGAGGAGGUUCAGCCGUUCAGCAUGAGCCUUGAGGCAGAGAUGAUGAUGGAGCAGCUGAAGGAGCAGCACCUUCAGGAAAUGGAGGAUUUGCAAAACCAGCUAGAAAGCAAGAUUAAUGAAUUUGACAAGAUGGUAGAAAAACAAAGGGUGACCCAUGAGGACCAGAAGGCUGCCUUAGCCCUCCAGUACCAGCAGGAGGUCCGGGCUUUGAGGGAGGAGAUGGCCAGCAUUCAGAGCCACGCACAGGAGCUCCAGAGCCAGCUAGAACAGGCGGAGCUGGAGCAGAUGCAGGCCAAGGAGAGGGAAGAGCUUGAGAAUCUGCAAGAGGAGGAAGUGGAAACUCUCAGACAACAACUGCUAGAGGCCCACACCUACACUGCAGACCUGGAGGAGCAGCUGAAGACCCUCGAAGCCCAGCAGGCAGAGAUGGAUGAAAACUUUGUUAAUGAUAUGGAGGAGCUGAGGAAACAACAUGCUAUUGAUAUUAAGAAAUUGGAGGAGGAGCAUGUAGAACUUUUUGAAGCCAGACUGGAAGUGGAGAGAGAGAAAAUGCAGGAAGAAAAGGCUGAGUUGGAGAAGAGAGUGUUAGAUGAUUGGGAACAGGAGAAGAAACAAUUACAACAAAGUCAUGAGGAUGAACUGAAGGCCAGAUUAGAGGAGGUGAAGGUGAGGUUUGAGGAAGAGCGUGAUGAGAUUGUGCAGAGACUGACAGAACAGUGUCAGAAAGAGAGGGCUCAGCUGGAUGAAAGGAAUAAUGAGUCUCUGCAGGUGCUGCUGGAGGAAGAGAUGUUGAGACUUGUCAGGGAACAAGAGGAGAAGGAGAGCAAGCUCAGGGAGCAGUGGGAGAGUGAACGAGCCCAGCUUCAGGAGCGUCAGGAGGAGGCUCUGCUCAAUAGAGUACUGCAAGAAAGGUUGCACUUACAAGAGCAGUUUGAGCAGAGGGAGAAAAGGCUGAAGGAGGAGUGGGAGAGGGAGAGACUGCAACUGGAGGAGGAUUACGAAGGAAUGCUCCAGGAUAGGCUGGCUGAAGAGAGGGAGAAGCUUGAGACUGAGACAGAGGAGGUGGAGAAGAGACUAGAAUGCUUAAUGGCAGAGGAGAGGGUUCAUCUAGAGGAGAGCCACCGGGAGGCCAUCAAGGAGCUGACUGUCAAGCACAUUGGCGAGAGGGAAGCUCUCAGCAGCAUGUUGGAUAAACUACGAGAUGACAUCGCUCAGGAGAGGAGAGAAAUCGAGAUCAGCUUCUCCCAGAGAAUCAAGGAAGUGGAAGAUCGUUUCUCAGGUGAUCAAGAAUCUGUUGCAGUGCGCUUUCAGGCUGAUGUUUUGAAACUUGAACAGCACUACCAAACCGAGCUGAAGGCCCUUUCUGAAAGCUAUGUUGAGCAGAAGCUCCACUGGGAGGCACAGAUACAGGAGGCCCUUGAGAACAUUGAGGAACAAAGAAGAAUGACAGAGGAGGCCAUGGAGCAAGAACGAGAGAGCCUGAAUCAAGAUUGGAAAAAAGAACGACAUGAGCUAGAAAGUCUUCAUAAAGAGGAAGUGGAAGAACUUGUCAUGAAAAACCAGCAACUCCAAAAUGAACUAGAUGACUUCAUCAGUAUGGCUCAGACUAAAGAGAUAGAGCUGAGUAAGCAGCUGAAUGACCUCCAUAACCGACUUCAGGAAAGCCUGAAAACCAAAGACGAGCUUUUUGCUCAGUCUGAGAAGAAAGCGCUUGAGACUGAGCUCCUGCUAAAUCAAACAGUUGACGAUUUUAAACAGGAGAGGGCAGAAGUUCUGAGCAGCCAGUCACAACUUGAGGCAAAAUACAACGAGAUGCUUUCCAUUUCUGAGAGGCAGACUACUGAGAGGAUUGAACUGUUAACGGAGUGCGAUGAUUUGAAGUUGAAGAUUGAGGAGCUGGAGAUGCUGCUUAAACAGGCAGCAGUUGACUUUGAGCAUGAGAGGAAGGAGCAACAGGAACAUAUAUCCAUUCUUGAGGAAAAGUUAAAGGAUCUAGAGAAUGACAGAAAAGAAUUUAUAGCAGAAAGAGAUAUGCUUAAAAUUAAGGAGCUAGAGAUGGAGUUCAAUCAGGUUUUGUCUUCUGCAGAAAAGGCUAAGGAAGAAGAAAUGGAAGAAUCAAAUGAAAUAAACACUUUUAUGGAGGAGACGCUAAACACCAGAGAAUGUAUUUCUUUCCCUGAAACAUAUUUGGCACCUACUGAAAUCUGUCUCAAUAAUGAUGUUAUUCUUGCCAAUUCCUCUAAUCAGGAACUUGUUUGUUUGUCACAAUUUCUGGUUGAGCAAGAUGUUAAUGUAGUGACUCUAACGGAGGCCGACAAUGCAGUGGAUGGAGCAUCAGAUGUAUAUGAUGAAAAGGUCCCUGCUACCAGUGAUGAUCAAGUAGACAACAUGCCUAAAGUAAAGACGGAUGCCACUGAAAACGAAGAACAUGAUGGUCAAAUUUUUGUGAUUGAGAAUAUAGACACAUGGCCUGAAAGCUCCAAUGUUUUUGGUGAGGAAUGUCACAAUGAAGUUGUUGCUGUUCCAGAAGAAUCAAAAAUUGGAGAUUCAAGGUCUGAGGAAGAUGGAGACCCCAAAGUCAGCUGUUGUUGUGCAAAAAUUGGACACGAAGACCCUGAAUCGACAUGCUGUGAUGGCCAGAACACACAUUGUCCAGUUCUAGAUGAAAAUCAUUCAAAAGUUGAAUCCAAAAACGAAGCUGUUUCUCCAGAGACGCAGUGUGAGGCGGUCUCAUCCCUUGGGGCGUUUGAAGGUGUAGAUGCGAAUGAAGAUGCAACAGAUGGUGAGAAUAAAGUCGCUCUUGAAUCAUGUGAGGCGGAGAACAAACCUCAGGAUGUACCACCUUUGGUCAAUGAAAGCACUUCCCAUGAAGAUGAACCAUGUCAUGAGACUGUGGUGGAUCCCUCAGUGCUGGAGGAGACAAGUGACCCUGAUGAACUGUGUCUGGUGGGCGCUGAGGUUUCUUGUUUACCAGAUAACUCUCAUGACCAUAGACAGGAAGUUGAACUUGUUUCAGACUGUGAAUAUUUAACCACUAAAAUGAAGAAUGAAUGCACACAUGACUGUCUGGAAACUCUGGAUGAAGAUGCUGAUUACGAGGACAGGGAAUAUUCUCUCCUUAAACUACAGGCUUUGUAUAACACUGCCACAGAGGAGAACAUCCUCCUUCAUGAGAAGAUUUCUUUGCUUCAACAGAAGUCAGCAAUACUAGAGAAUCUUCUCGCUCAUAACAGUGAAAAAAUCAAAACUGGCCACCAGGUACUGGAGGAAAACUAUAGCCUCAAAGUUAAAGUGCUACUUUUAAUGGAGCAUGUCAAAGAGCUUGAGAUAAAGGCCUUAAAGAUGACAGAUCUUCAGAUCAGAUAUGAAGAUUGCAUGUGUGAAAAUGCCAAACUGAAGGACCAAAACAGUGAACUUGAAAAGAGAGUUUGGAGCUUUGAAAGCAGGAUGAAUUUUUUUCAUGAUUUUCAAGAUGAGCAGAUUUCACUGGGGGAUGAGCUCGGCAGGAUGAGAGAUGAGAACAGUAAGCUCUCUGAGUUGUUCAGUGACUUGGAGAGGCAGGGUGAGAUUCUUUCAGCCAUGCACCCAGAUGCUGGCCAAUCGGAGAGCCCCACAGAGGAGUCUCUCCUGGAUCUGACCAGUCAGCUGGAGGUUAAAGUUCAGGCAGUGACCGAUCUGGAGGACUGCUGUGAGGAGUUUGAGAAGCAGAACACAGAACUUCGCAGAGCCAUCACAGAGCUACAGGACAAGUCGCAGAUGUUAAAUGAAACAACACAGGCUCAUAGAUCUGAGGCCAGUCGUCUGGCUGAAGAAAACCUCGUCCUCAGGCAAAAGCUUGCUACGUUGAAGGAAGAGGACUUGAAAGAGGCCCAGGAAGAGUUGAUACAAACAUUGGAGAACUUAAAAAAAGGGAAGAUUGCAGCUCAAAAGGCAGCAGAGAAUUUCAAGAAACAGAUUUCAGAGCUGCAUUUGCAGAGCCAGCAACUAGAGGAUGAGAAUGGGAUGCUGUCAAAGAAAAAUGCCCAAAAUAUUGCUGAUGUGGAGAAUCUACGACAGCAGCUGGCAGAGCUGAUAAAGGAAAAUGAAAGGAGGGAGGCGUUACCCUCUGAAGAGAAAAACAAGCUGGCAGCUUGUGUGUCUGCUCUGGAGGCAGAGCUGACCAAAGCUCUGGAGGACACUGCACAGCUGGAGGAGAGGAAUAACCAGCUGUCACAGGAGCUCUCUGGCCUCAGAGAGAAGGCGGUCAAAGUCGACUCCAUGGAGAGUCAGCUCAGCCACCUCGUAGAGGAGCGGAAGAGUGUGGAUAAGGAGACUCAGGGCCUCCGCAACCAGCUAGCCAAAGCUGAAGAGAGGGCCAAGACGGUGGAUGAAAUUCUUCAGGCUGUGAACCUUCAAAGUGCUCGUCUUAAGUCAGACGUCCGUGUUUUGCAGCAGGAGAGGGAUUCCCUCAAACAUGACGUUGCAGUGCUACACACACAGCUGCAAAAUGUCAAUGAAAAAAACCAUGUUUUGGAGAUGGCCUUGCACUCGAGUGGUCUCCAGAAUCAGAGCAAGAAGCUGUACAGAGGUGAGAUGUCUCGGCUGAUGGAGCAGGAUCAGCAACUACUGAGGCAGGAAAACGAUAGGCUUCAGGCAGAAGUGUGCAACAUCAAAGGAGACCUUGUGCAGUCCAGAGAGAAGAUCCGUCAGCUUGAUGCUACCAUCCUGUCCCUGAAGCAGCACAAACCGCAGAGUCAGUCCUCCCUGGUGAAAGCCUUGGAACAGGAGAACGCCUCUCUGAAGCAGGAGCUCGAGGCCCAAAAGGAGCUCACUAAGGGCCAUGAAGCAGGACAAGGACUCACAGAGCUGGAGAGCCUUCAACAAGAAAAUGAGGUACUCAGGACCCAAAUGGCUCGACUUUCUACACAGCUGCUAGAGUCAUUUCAGGCUCAGUUGGUCGGACUUCUGCCUCCAUCACCUCACAGGAUUCCCAGGGGACAGCAUCGUGGCGAAGAUCCGGACAACAUGCAGGAUGAAAGGGAGAGGAAGAUGAAGAAUAUGGAGGAGCGAAUGAGGGAAAUCGAACUGUCGCUGCGUAACGUCAAACUGCUGCUCAAAGAGAAGGUUGCUCAGCUGAAAGACCAGCUGCAUAAGAAUGGCAAAGCAGAUGUGUUAAUCAAAGACCUGUAUGUGGAGAACGCCCAGCUACUGGAAGUUUUGGAGAUAACUGAGCAGCGGCAGAAAAUCGCAGAGAAGAAGAACUACCUACUGGAAGAGAAGAUCUCCAGCCUUAACAAGAUAGUGCGUGACCUGAACCCCUCGCCCCUUCCCUCGCUACCUUACCACUAUAAAUGCUCAUAAUGUAUCACCUAAAGGUAAUCGGCACAUUAACAGCAUUUGCCAUGCCAAAUGCAAGUGUCCAAAGUCAACCAUAAACUGCACUGUUUAUUUUCUGAAAAGUCUUUUUACUUGUCUUUUUUAAAAAUAUAUUUUUCAUUGCUUGAGCCUUUUGUGCAACACAUGCAGCCAAAUGCACAAGAAAACUGCCUUUUUCCGUUGCAUUAUCUUAAGCCUAAAUUUCACUGUUUAAAUAUGCAGUAUUUUUAUUUGUUCAUUUUAUUAUUUAAGCAGUAAUUACCUUAUGUUGUGUUGGACCUAUGAAGAACCAAAUAUGAGGUCAGACUGUAAAGAAAACAUUCUAUUUUACAGUAAUUUAUCAUUUUAUAAAGUAGUUUUCAGAGCAGUAGCUGUUGCUAGUGAAUUAGUAGAUAUUUUGCCAUGACACUAUUUCUCUUUCGAAAGAGAAAAGCAAUACUGAAGUGCACUUUUUAUUUAAGUGUUCUUUUGUCUAUGUUGAGAAUGAGAUUAACUGUGUACAUCUGUCUUCUUUCCUUCUCAAGCCCUUAAACAAACCUGUCGGUAGUAAAAUCAUGUAAACAGAAAAGUUAAAUAAUCUGGUGACCUUUUUCAAGGUAUUUGCUUUUCUGUAACACUACCUGAAGUUACAUUCACUUUUAAAUGAAUGUCAAGUGUUAAUACUUGCUAUUUAAAUACAUCUGAAUUAAAAUCCUAUAAACUGUUGCAAUAUGUAAAGUUUCAUGUGUAAAAACUGUGCCAUUAUGAAUGUUUUUGUUUCAAAUGAAGGAGCUUUGUAAUUGCUGCAGCAUAAGCACUAAAGUUGGAAACAGGGUAAUGUUUUGUGUUACAGGUAUAAAUAAAAUACAUGGAUUGUG